Octopus bimaculoides (California two-spot octopus) is the source of this 1504-nucleotide messenger RNA. RefSeq lists its product as uncharacterized. Lineage: Eukaryota; Metazoa; Mollusca; Cephalopoda; Octopoda; Octopodidae. Gene Ontology annotation, cellular component: centrosome. The record is from RefSeq and is a predicted model, not a curated record.
UGUAAAUAAACUUUUCUUCUGCUUUGUAACUGAGUGAUUACUACUUUUCAUUAUUGGGUAGUAAAAGGCACAGCGGUAAAAAAGCCGUUUACACAAAAUAUAUUUGCUAUUGGUUCUUGUUUUUGUAUUGCUACAAUAACUAAUCAAAUUAUUCGCUUUGAAAAAAUAACUGUUAAAAUCGAACCGCACUCUUCAAAAUUUGCACUAAGAAUAAGGAACAAGGUUCAUCAUUAUCUGUUAAUUAGUGAACAUUUGAACAACUUGUCUGAUGUUCUUGGCUGCAUCUGAAGAAUACUUCGAAGAAUGGCGCCCACUUAUAGCAGAAAUCGCACACCAGCUCGACCAACGGAUACGUUUACAUUCCAUAUCGGGUUUACAUAGAGAUCUCGAACAGUUUUCAGACGUGAUGUCGCUCCUACGAUUACUUUACCUCGACAACAAAAGAAUGUGUAAGCACUUCGGUUCCUCUAUCAUUCGCAGAGUUUUCAUCCGACUGAUGGAGGUGCUUUUUCUACUGAGAAAUUACGGAUAUUCCGUAGAUAUCCACGGGCCGUUUUCACGGCACAUGGUUUCUAAAUACGGUCUUCCGCCUUCAAAUCAAUAUUAUAUUAUUGCUAGAAUCUGUGCACGGCACGACCCAGAUCACUUAAAAUUCUUGAUCAGUGACGUUGCCGAAGACGAUGAAGAGAGAGCUAAUGCGUUAGUCCUCUCCGAUUGUCUGGAUGCUAUGAUAAAGUGGAACCAUCAACUUAACACCAGCGAUAAGGAAAAAUUGUUUGGUGAGAUAGCUUAUCAACUCGAUAGUCGCAUUCUUAAACUCGUUACGGACAGGGUCCUAACAAGAUAUACUGCGUCGGUACAAGAUUUUCUUGAUGUUUUACUACAGAACUGCAACUAUUUGAUAGAAAACAACACGUCCAAAAGCAUAAUGACCAGACAACAAGUUCUCCGCAUUCUAAGACGUUUUCUUCGGGUAUUCCUCUAUUUGCAUAAGCAUGGAUACAUCUUUGAGGAACAUGCCACUUUCUCAAAGAACAUAAUUCAGCGCUUUGGUCGAAAAGGUGAUUCAAACUAUUGCUCUAUGCUGAAUUGGUGCACCGAAGAAGAUUCUACAAUAAUACGAAGCCUCCUCUUCGAUUUAGCCGAAAAUGAAAAUGAAGCACGCAACAUCAACGUUUUAUUUGACUGCCUAAAAUCACUCGCAGAAGUUUAUGAUUGUUUAGUUUUCAGCUACGGAUAAAUUUAUUCUGAGAAAUAUACAUUUUGGAAUGUUGCCAUUUGUCAGUGUGUACGCAUGCAUGCUUUAAGCAUACAUGUGUAUGCAUGAAUACAAAUGUGUGUGUAUAUGUUAAUUUGUUGUGUGUGUGUGUGUGUGUGUGUGUGUGUGAAUCUCACAUGUCAACUUCGAUAUGAAUAUUUGUAUCAACUUCCAUGUAUAUUUAUAUCGAUAGCUAUUGUCAUCAUUAUGUGUAUACAUAUAUAUAUAUACUUAUAUUGUAUUAUC